This is a messenger RNA of Panonychus citri (citrus red mite), 2493 nucleotides long. RefSeq lists its product as uncharacterized. Lineage: Eukaryota; Metazoa; Arthropoda; Arachnida; Trombidiformes; Tetranychidae. The record is from RefSeq and is a predicted model, not a curated record. The transcript is spliced from 3 exons. Bases 16 to 1488 code for a protein of 490 amino acids.
CUGUGUCCUUGUUGGAUGAAGAAGCUAUUAAGCUGCCAUCGCCUAAACUGCGAACUUUUUACUCUUCCACAAACCAAUCCACCAUCUCCCAUUCUAGCCGAUUCGCUUAUUGAUAGAACACCUUCUCCACCAGCUUCGAGAUCAAUUUCUUCAACCUCCAGGUCAGCUAAUAAAUCCAACAGAUCCAACAAAUCAAACAAAUCAUCAACCUCAUCGACAACAACUCCAUUAGUCUCGAGAUCAAAUACGCGAUCAAGUACUCAAUCGAAUUCUAAAUCAAAUUCAUCACUAACUACUCCAUUAGUUUCGAGAUCAACUGCCAGGUCGUCCAGAGCAUCUUCAAUAGCAACAGGUAGAUCUGUAGCUAAUUCUACUGUCAAUUCUUCACUUGCUGACAUAUCAAUUGGUUCACCCAAUUCACCGCCUAUUUCUCCAGUUAAUUCUCCCGUUGCUUCACCAGCUAAUUCUACUGUCAAUUCCCCAGUUAAUUCGCUUGUUAAAUCUGCAGGUAACUCACCUAAAAGAUUAUCAUCUAUUGUACCAAAUGAGGAAUUGAUAAACAAUGAAAAUGAUUAUGAGAGCAUUGAACAUGGAGAAAUGAUGACCAAUGAAGAUGAUGAUGCAACAACUUGUCCAUUUGUUUCAUCUCCGGCAGUUAAUCCAACAGUCGAAUUGGAUAAUCCAGUGAUCACUAAUGAUAAUAUUGAUCCUGUUGAAGAGGCUGCCAGAGUAUCAACACCGUCUACCAGUCGAUUAACGACCUUAAUUGAAAAAGUUGCCAGUACACCAGUUAAGAUAACCACCCCAAGGAAAUCUCUCUCAGGUGUUUCAUCAGCCAGAGUAUCAACAUCAUCGACCAUUCAACCAACCACCUUAACACCAACUAGAAUUAGUUCUUCAUCAAGACCUAAAAGAUUCCUUAAAAACAAACGAAUUCAAACAUGGAGAGGAGAACGUCCAAUUUAUGUUCCAUUGGAAAACGGAUGCUACAAAAUCAUCGGCACUUCAGCUCCUCACACUCCAGAUUUUAUGAAAAGAAAAAAGCGAGUAACAUUGAAAAGAAAAAAAAUGAACGAACCAAAGGAAAAAGAUCCCGAAGACCAAGUCGAUGUUUCGGAAACUUUUGUGGAAAAAAGUGACACAACAAAGGAAAAGUUGUCCAAGAUUUUCCUUAAUCGAGAAAAUCUCAACUGGAAAAAAUUAAAAGUCCACAAGAAUCUUGAACAUGCAUCACUAAUAAAAUCAAAGGAAGAUAAGCAGAUCGUUGGUUAUUUCCGUUUUAUCGAAAAAUGCAACAAACCAGUUAACAAAACAGGAAAAUAUUUACAAUUAUACAUCCUGAUGGAAGGGAGUAUCGCCGUCACGAUUGAAGAUGAGCCCCCGGUUCUGAUUAAGAAAUUAGAUCCAGUGAUUAUUCCUCCAGAGACAAAUUAUUCAAUGGAAAAUAUGAUUGACGGUGAAUCAAUUUUACUUUUCGCUAUUCUCUGAGUACAAAGAUGAAAUUUUCCAUUGAUUUCAUAUCAUCAAUUUGUGGUCAACUUUAUACAAAGAAUCUGACUAAUUAUUAUUAUAUUGUCACAAUCAACUACUCUUCAUUUACUUACAAAACAUCUUAAUUCUUUACUUUCUCAUGCUAAUUUCUCUUCAUCAUCACCAUGUAAAUAGAAAAAUGAAUUUCUAUCAGAUGUUUAUCCAGUAAAACACAACAAUAAUCAUGAAUAAAGGUGAACAUCCAUUCAUCAAUUACCCAACUAAUCAGAAUUGAAUUUUCCACGACAGUUCCAGUUAAAUGGUUGAAUCAAAUCAAUGAUAAUCAAACGCUCGAUUAAGAUUAAAUUUACCUCUUCUACAAGAGGGGUUAUUAAUUAUAGUGAAAGUGAUCAAUUGACAAAAACAAAAUUGUGGGUGUUACAAGUUAAUUGUUACCCUCCCAUUCAAUUUUCAGUAAUUGUAAUUAAAUUGGUUUACCUUCAUGUUGCUCUUGAAAAGUGAGUUUUUCCUUGAAUUUCAGGUUGAAUUGCAGAUUCAUUUCAUGAAACUUGUUUUCCAUGUUCACUGGAUUGAGGUAAACGAUUGUUGAUAAAUUACAACUUUAAAUUGAUUCUUUAAAGUUAAUGUAUCAUUGAUUGUUGUUGAUUGUUAUUCUCAUUUGGUUCACAAUUUUUUUUUAAUGUCACUCUGAUCUCAAAUAUCCCAAUCAGUUGGUGAAAAGAAAACAAUAUUUUCAUAACAAGAAACUUUGAUUAUCAUUCAAUCAACUAUUUGUGAUUGUUUACCUUCAGUAUUUUCACCAGAAUAAGAAUCAUCUUUUAAUUGUCUUGUCAAUUGUGUUUUAUGUGAUCAACUUCAAUUGUCACAAUUAAAAUUGGAGAAUAUAAUUCAACUGUCUGGCCAUCGUCAAAAAGGCUCUUUGUUUAGUUAAUUGUUUCUCCUUCUAAUUAGGUGAUGACUUGAGUUUCUCAUCUCAUGCAAUUGGAAUCAACAGAAAAACAG